Messenger RNA from Chelmon rostratus (copperband butterflyfish), 1029 nucleotides. RefSeq names its product proteasome 20S subunit alpha 6a (gene psma6a). Lineage: Eukaryota; Metazoa; Chordata; Actinopteri; Chaetodontiformes; Chaetodontidae. Gene Ontology annotation, cellular component: proteasome core complex; cytosol; proteasome core complex, alpha-subunit complex. The coding region runs from base 99 to 839 and encodes 246 amino acids. The record is from RefSeq and is a predicted model, not a curated record. The transcript has 7 exons. Gene Ontology annotation, biological process: ubiquitin-dependent protein catabolic process.
UCCGGAGUGGCAGUUUGGCUUGUUUUGCCUGUGUUCCCUCUCAGUUUACUUUCAACUUCAGUCCAUACCAGUGUUAACCUCAGUUAUUUCCAGUCGUCAUGUCUCGGGGGUCAAGUGCAGGGUUUGACCGCCAUAUCACCAUCUUCUCUCCGGAGGGAAGACUCUACCAAGUCGAGUACGCCUUCAAAGCCAUCAACCAGGGAGGACUGACCUCCGUGGCGGUCAGAGGGAAGGACUGUGUUGUGAUCGUCACACAAAAGAAAGUCCCAGACAAGCUCUUGGAUGCCUUGACAGUCACACAUCUGUUCAGAAUUACAGAGAACAUUGGCUGUGUUAUGACCGGCAUGACUGCUGAUAGCAGGUCUCAGGUGCAGAGGGCACGAUAUGAAGCGGCUAACUGGAUGUAUAAGUACGGCUAUGAGAUCCCUGUGGACAUGUUGUGCAAACGCAUGGCAGACAUCUCCCAAGUCUACACGCAGAACGCUGAGAUGAGGCCGCUAGGCUGCUGUAUGAUAGUGGUCGGACUGGAUGAAGAGUUGGGUCCGCAGCUGUAUAAGUGUGAUCCAGCGGGCUACUACUGUGGCUUUAAGGCCACAGCAGCUGGAGUCAAACAGACCGAGGCCACCAGCUUCCUAGAGAAGAAAGUCAAGAAGAAGCUGGAUUGGACCUAUGAGCAGACUAUAGAGACGGCUAUCUCCUGUCUGUCAACUGUUCUGUCCAUUGACUUCAAGCCCUCGGAGCUGGAGGUGGGAGUUGUCACUACACAGGAAUCUAAAUUCAAGAUCCUGUCAGAGUCUGAGAUCGACACUCACCUGGUGGCUCUGUCUGAGAGAGAGUGAGGAGAGCUGGCAGCCAUUUCGCUGCCGUUGUCACAACUCUGAAAAGAAUGAACGUCAACACCAGAAAACCCCACCUCCUCCACACAAAGAUAGUUUCCAGAAGAAAGGUAAAGGAGGAGCUGGUAUCAUUUUGUUCAGGAGAGGUGGUGCCACUCAAGCUCGCGAGACAAACAAAAAGCUGAACAAUAAA